Messenger RNA from Heterotrigona itama, 3140 nucleotides. NCBI's taxonomy places the organism in Eukaryota, Metazoa, Arthropoda, Insecta, Hymenoptera, Apidae. The record is from the annotation of a GenBank genome assembly.
GAGCCAAUCGAAGGCCUCUUACCUGGCGUAUCGCCGAGAACGAGGAGCGCCCGACACCGAGGGCAGUUACAAGAGAACCAUGUCACCGACGUCUCGGCUAGAGGACUGGCCACCGCCGCGGGAUCACGACGAUCCGGUUCUUCUGCGCGUCACGCCUCAUCAUCCGUUGCAGCACCAUCACCAUCACCAUCACAACAAUCACCAUUCGCAGCAGCCGGAACUUUCCAAGUCUCACAGCGUGGACGCUCUUCAUCAUCGUUUGGAGGAACGGUCUGCGCAGCAGCAACAGCAGCAGCAACAACAACAACAACAACAGCAGCAACAACAACAACAGCAGCAGCAACACUCGACAGAAGUGAUCGGAAAAUUGUCGCACGAUUUGAACAAGAAACUGCAGGCAAGCGAGGCGAGAUCGCGAACCAGCGAGAAUAAUAAUAACGAUAACCUGGAGGAUCGACAUCAACAGCAUCACCACCACCACCAUCAUCAUCAUCAUCAUCAGGAGAAGAGGCACGAUUAUGAGCAACGUAGGGAACGGCUGUCGCCCCAGAGCGUCGAGGUCCUUAACGACAGGAACCGACAGCUGGAACGCGAACGCAGGAAGCUGGCGGCCAGUUGCGAACCCCUACUUCAAAACAGAGAGAGUCGGAGCAUGGACGUGUCCUCGUCGGUCGAAGAGGACUUCUUCCGCGAACGAAGCGCCACUAUCGAAAUGACUUCGCAGAACAUCGAGCUGCUCAAUCGCCGUAACGAGAAGAGAACGAACGCCACGUCGACCAACGCGAUCACUGCCUACAUCACCACGUCGUCGACGUCUACGAUCACGGCGGACAGCUGUUGGCCACGAGGUCACGAGGUUCACAGUUCCAUCGAGGCAUCGCCGCCUGUGUCGGACAGGCCUCCAGCUCCGACCAAUUCGCCGCCGAGGACGCCGGAUCAGACGGAGGGAGACAGUUCGAGAGGCGCGGUGCGCAGACGAUCCGAAAGCUGCUCCAGCUCCUCGUCCGGUAGAUCGUCGGAUCCUAGAAUUUCGCCGCGGAUUCUGUCCAACAGCUUGUUGUUCUCCAAGAGCGAGAGCUCCUCUCCCAGCAACAGAAAGGUCUCCAGUCCCACUCAAACGGACAACACCGGUUCCUGCAACAGAGGAUCCAGCUCGCCCGUUCGUCCGAGCCAAACGAACGAGAUUGAGCUGAGAGUGGAGAGGACUUGUCCGUCGAGUAAGUCGAGAUCCGGCGGCAGGUCCUCGACCUCCUCGAUCUCGAGCGCGUCAAAAGCCUCCUCAUCGUCGUCGUCGUCGUCGUCGUCGAGGAAUUCCCCGGUCGAGGAAGACAGGUCGUCACCGUGCAUGUCGCCUCAGCCGGGAAUAGAGGGGCUGACUUUGGUGCAACGUACGGAGGUUGUCCUUCGAGUGAACGCUGCCACCAGCGACGCUGCCUCGCAGACCGACAUGUUGGAUCAGACGGAGCCCGAAGCAACGGCCAAGACUCAGGAAAUUCCUCCCUGCAGGAAGAAACUGCCAGAAGAGAUCGAAUGCGAGGAACUCGGCAGGGACUUGGCGAGCCAGCUGAGUCCGAACGACAAGCUGGUACCUCUCUUAGCGCCGGAGCACAAAAAACCUACCGACUACGUUACCGGACUGUUCAGGGUGGAGGCGACCUUGCAGCCGCGACCUAGGCGCCGACUUUCCCUCGAGGAACCAACGACCCCGUGCUCCGACAGCGGAGACGACGAGAAAAAACACGAGACGAUACCCUCGACUCCGGUCACUCCGUUAUCGACGGACUCGACCAGUCCUCUGUCGCCGACGUCGGCCUACUUCACCACGUCCGAGGGCAAAGCGAGGUUCCUCACGAGAUACUCGCGCGAAGUGACGGUCGAGGGAUUGACGCGGCAGGAAGACUCGCCGCCUGUCAUUCCCACCGACAGCCUUGAUCUCAGACAGAAAAAGGAGGAGCUGAUGAUGAGGCUGGACAAGAAGUUGGUGGUCCUAAGAGCCGAGCAGGAAGCGGUGCGCGAGGAAGGAGAGGUGAACGAGGCGUUAGGGGCGCGAGUUGCCACGAGGAUCUCCGCGGUCGCGAGACCAGCGGAAGCUUCCAAGUAUCGACUGCACGUGGAGGAAGUGGGCAAGAUCACGAGUCUUCUCCUUGGCCUGAGCGGCAGGUUGGCUCGAGCUGAGAACGCUCUUUAUGGAAUGCCGGCCGAUCACGCGGAAAGGAAAAUCCUGGAGGGCAAGAGGGACAAGUUGCUGGAUCAGCUGGAGGAGGCGAAAGUUUUGAAGAGCAACAUCGACAAGCGUAGCGUAAACGUAUCGACCAUCUUGUCGAAGUACCUGAACGAAGAGGAGUUCGCGGAUUAUCAACACUUCAUCAACAUGAAGGCGAAACUGAUCGUGGACGGGCGUGAGAUCCAGGACAAAGUGAAGCUCGGGGAGGAGCAGCUAGCCGCGCUGAGGGAAGCGAUCGACUAGUCGUAAAACAAAUGCGAGCCCUCAGAUCGCGAUCUGAGCUGAGGGACGCGUGAUUAUUACACGUGAUAACGCGUGUUCCCUCGAGCAUGAUGUGGUUUCUUUUUACGAUAAGAAGGAGCAUGUGAACAGAUCCAGCGUAUCUUUCAACCAUCGAAUUUUUUAAACGAUCCUGCGAACGCGUGUGUUCGAGUCGAUGAAUGGAACGUGAUAUCCCUAGCGUGUAGGUGUAUCGGUAGCUUGAAAUCGUUCUUUUUCUUUCUCCUUAGAAGCACGCAUGUUCGUUGUACAUAUCCUUCGAGUCCUAGACGGACCGAACGUCUUUCCAUUAGUGGAAGAAUAUCUUUAUGCGAAAACCAAGUCAACGAUGGCACGGCGACGGAUGAUCUUGAAAAUCCAGAGACGGCCUCGAGUGGCUACUCGUUGUUAAAUUCACACAUUGAUCAUAUAGCGUGGCAGAGAUUGAGAAUCGUGUGUGGCAAUGAGUGCCACGAAUGGGUACACGUUGCGUUGAUAAAGCAACGAACUACGAAAGAGUAAAGAUUUGUUUUUUCGUGUAUGUAUCGUUUUUUUUUUUUCUUUUUAAAAUUAUGUGAUACAAAAUUGAUCAUUAACGAUCAAAUUUAUUCGAUCCGAGUGGAAUUUCCGGUUAACGUGUUUUUUUUUUUUUUUUUUU